AAAAUUCUGACUUCUGUAUGCCUCAAAGCAAAUGUCCCAAACUGCUGCCUUUGGAAACUCAGGUCUUAGACAUGCAUAAAAUAUUGUCUGUCUUGCUGCCUUUGUUCAUGGUGGGGUUUGCAUGACAGUGAAGGCAAGUGAUUUUCUGAGAAUAUAGAAUUAGUUUUUAUGUAAGACUGAACGAAGCAGUGUGUGAAAGGUGUGUGAGGAGAGGAAGUGGUCUCCUCCAAAGAACUCAGUGCUCCCCUUGCUGAGCAGUGUAUGCAAAGUGGGUUAUGACCAUACAAUAUGUUAAAAACAAUGCAACAAGAUCACAGCAUGGCAAUUUCUGCUCUUGGCUUGGAGGGUGUCUCACUAUUUAUACUGGCAGUUCACCUGCUGUGACCUGGCAAACUGUCUGGACUUCCAGAAGUGUUACCUGAUGGUUACGGCCAUCAGAGCUAAAUGCUUACUGAUUGCACACUAAAACUGCACAAGGCCGCUCUCUGCCUCUGAACUUAAAGGCUCUGUCUUGAAUCCUCACAUGUUUUCUUACCAGUCCCAUCUGUUUUGUCUUUGUUCCUGUGUGUUCCCUUUGCCACGACAACACUGGGACACACCUUGGCAGGACUUCAUUACUCUGUGCCCUCCUGUCAUUAUGGAAACCAACCAUCUACCUACGGGGUGAUGGCAGGCAUCAAACCUUCAACUCCAGAGAUGCUGUCGGCAAGUCUCUCCCAGACUCGCAUCUUACAGACGUGCAGCAUGCCCCAUCCCAAUGUGGUAAACAGUGUCAGCACCUUGCAAAGUAGCCUGACCCCUUGCCUUUAUAAAUUCCCGGAGCACGCCCUGAGUGCCAGCUCCUGUGCCCUGGGCCACGGCUUCACUCCCAUGCACCAGUCCCUCCUCACAGAUGAUCCCACUGCCACGGACUUCAAGCAGGAGUUCCGCAGGAAGAGCAAGUCUGUUGAAGACCCCGUCGACAUGGACUCCCCCGAGAUCAGGGAGCUGGAGAAAUUUGCCAACGAAUUUAAGCUGAGGAGAAUUAAGCUGGGUUACACACAAACCAACGUUGGAGAAGCACUGGCUGCUGUGCACGGCUCUGAGUUCAGCCAAACGACCAUUUGCCGGUUUGAAAACUUGCAGCUGAGUUUCAAGAACGCCUGCAAACUGAAAUCCAUACUGUCCAAGUGGCUGGAGGAAGCAGAACAAGUAGGAGCUUUAUAUAACGAAAAAGUUGGAGUGAAUGAGCGGAAGAGGAAGCGCAGAACCACCAUAAGCAUUGCUGCCAAAGAAGCCCUAGAGAGGCACUUUGGAGAACAAAGCAAACCUUCCUCUCAAGAAAUUCUGAGGAUGGCCGAGGGGCUCAACCUUGAGAAAGAAGUCGUAAGAGUUUGGUUUUGCAACAGAAGGCAAAGGGAAAAAAGAGUGAAGACGAGUUUACACCAGAACACCUUCAGUUCUAUUAUCAAGGAGCACCAUGAAUGCCGGUAAAGCUUUUCCAUGUAUAGAUGUGGAUUUCUGUUUUGCUUUUUGUAAAUAUUGUAAAUGCUACAUUGUUAAAAAAAAAAA
This is a messenger RNA of Neopelma chrysocephalum (saffron-crested tyrant-manakin), 1551 nucleotides long. It is a transcript of the gene POU1F1, whose product is annotated as POU class 1 homeobox 1. Bases 667 to 1473 code for a protein of 268 amino acids. The transcript has 6 exons. The record is from RefSeq and is a predicted model, not a curated record. Lineage: Eukaryota; Metazoa; Chordata; Aves; Passeriformes; Pipridae. Gene Ontology annotation, biological process: regulation of transcription by RNA polymerase II. Gene Ontology annotation, molecular function: RNA polymerase II cis-regulatory region sequence-specific DNA binding; DNA-binding transcription factor activity, RNA polymerase II-specific.